This is a messenger RNA of Myiozetetes cayanensis, 1702 nucleotides long. RefSeq names its product cytochrome c oxidase assembly factor 7. NCBI's taxonomy places the organism in Eukaryota, Metazoa, Chordata, Aves, Passeriformes, Tyrannidae. Gene Ontology annotation, molecular function: protein binding. The transcript has 3 exons. The coding region runs from base 95 to 790 and encodes 231 amino acids. Gene Ontology annotation, cellular component: mitochondrial intermembrane space. The record is from RefSeq and is a predicted model, not a curated record.
GGAAGGGGCGGUGCUGGAGGCGGUGCCGGUGCCGCACCGAACGCUCGUUGCUCGCGGGAGCGGCCCCGGGAUCUCCCCGUGGCCCUGCGCGGUCAUGGCCGGGUUCAUCAACUUCGCGGACGAGGAGGAGGUGCGGGCGUACCUGGAGAACCUGCACGUGGAGUACAGCUACCAGUGCUUCAAGGAGAAGGACCCGGACGGCUGCCAGCGCUUCGCAGACUACCUGGACGCCGUCAGGAAGGACUUCGCGGCCGCGGCGCGGGUGAUGCGCGACAACUGCGAGGAGCACGGGCACAGCGAGAGCUGCUACAAACUGGGGGCCUACCAGGCCCUCGGCAAAGGUGGACUUGAACCGGAUUUGAAAGCUGCCUACAAGUCUUUCCUGAAGUCAUGUGAGAAAGGUGGGAAGAAGUCGGUGAAUGCCUGUCACAACGUCGGGCUGCUGGCCCACGAUGGGAGAGUGAACAAUGACAAACCCGACCCCGUGGUCGCCAGAGACUAUUACACAAAAGCCUGUGACGGCAAUUUUGCUGCCAGCUGCUUCAACCUGGGUGUGAUAUAUCUGCAGGGGGCACCUGGGGUCCCCAAGGACAUGGGCCGUGCCCUGAAGUACUCCCUGAAAGGCUGUGAGCUGGGCCACGUGUGGGCCUGUGCCAACGCCAGUCGCAUGUACAAGCUGGGAGAUGGCGUGGAAAAGAAUGAUGCUAAGGCAGAGGAUCUGAAAAACAGGGCAAAACAGCUGCAUAAAGAACAGAAAGAAGCUUCGAGUUCUUUGGUGUUUGGGGAGUAAAGUUAGUUGCAGUUGUUAAGACUGCGGUUUUAUUCAAUGGCAAGUGAAAUUAUUUAAAUUGUGAGCAUACGGUUUUCACUUAAAUAAAUAUCCUGUAUUUGGAUAUGCAAAUAAACUUAUAUUUUUGUGGAUGCAGUAAAUGACUAACUGCCGUGCCUUUCUACAUUUUUGAAUACACAAGUUCUUUAAGUGUAUUGAUCAGACACAUCCUGUGUUUUAAGGAAGGUGAGAACUGGCCUGUUGGAAGCUUGUCCCCAUGGUCUCAAGUACAAAGGCUCUCUCCUGUGUCCAGUCCUUCAGCACCGAGGCUUGUGCUCAGAGCAGUUGUAACACAGAAAUCACAGUUGCAGGUAAUCCCAGCCUGGGCACUCAGAACUGUGCCAUGUCCCUCACAAGCACUUGUGGAGCUUGGAUAGCUGCACACUUGGGUGAGCUGCUCUAAGGCAGGGAUGCUCAGCUGUGAUUCCAUAGGCUUAGGCCAAUUCCCAGCUCCUGAUCUCCUCCACUUGCCAGCUGGUUUGUUCACUGUGUGGCUGGGUGCCUUAGGCUUGCUCUCCAACAUGUAAUCACCCCUUAUUUAAUCACACACGAGUUGUUUUACUCUUCUGACUGCUUCUGAAUCCUUAUAUUCUGUUUUUUACAAUACACAUUUAGGGAAUAAGGUGCUAACUGAUCAGAUCUUGGUCUCAAAUCCACAGCUUAAUUAUUUCCAAAGUAAACAUGCAGAUUCUGGAACAGCUGUCCAAAUAAACCAGUGUGUGUUAAUGUAUUCAUGCACUGACAGGAUCCUUUCUAAUUUUGGUGUGUAUAAAUACAUGGGAAGUUUGUGAUAUGUGUGUGUUAUGUUUUGCUGUAAAUUCACCACUGACUUAGAACACGAAUGCUCUGGUCUGAAUAAAGGUACAAACUUAC